Molecule: messenger RNA, 2049 nt
Organism: Quercus robur (English oak)
Lineage: Eukaryota; Viridiplantae; Streptophyta; Magnoliopsida; Fagales; Fagaceae
Exons: 3
Coding region: 1084-1878 (264 amino acids)
Source: RefSeq, a predicted model, not a curated record
UUCUUUUCUAAAAUUUUGGGACUUGGGGGCCUUAGGAAAUUGCCUAACUCGCCUAAGGGAAGGGCCGGCCCUGCCCCAACUAUUGAAUUAUAUAUUAAAAAAAAACACUUAAAAUUUUGUUGACAAGUUUAUUAAUGAUAGGCUUACGAUCCAUUUGGUUGAAUUUAGGACACAUAGAAAAAUUUUGGUUUUUAUUAUUUAUUUUUAUUUUUUUUGAAAGAUUAUGGUAUUCACUUUUCCAUUUUUUCCCCCUCAAAAAUAAAUUGUGGUGAAUAAUUUUGAAUUUUUUUUUGGGAUGGGGAUCCUAUUGUUCAGUUUGGUAGCUGUGAAAAUUUGGAUGGAGAGUUGAAUAUAAUAAUAAUAAUUGUUUCUUUUGAAUUAGUUGAUGAUCUUUGAUAUGGGUUUUACAAGAAUUACUUUAAUUUUUGUUUGUUCAAUUUUUGCCUACUCAUUAGUUUGGGUAUGCCUAUACAAUCUGAAAAUAUUUUGUUUUUUUCCUGAACUAGUGAAUGAUUUUUGAAAUGGGUUUUGGAAAAAUUGAUUAAAUUUUUGUUCAUUGCACGCUUGCCCACCCAUUUGGGCCCAUUAGUUUGGAAAUGCCUAUUCUAAUAGCAGCAGUUUUGAUGAACUAAUGACCUAAUAGGUAUAUGUUACCAUUGAAUUCUGUGAUUUCCUCUGGUUGGUUUUGGAGUUGACAGAGUAGGAUGUAUGGGUUUUAGAUUCUACACUUCUCUUCUCAAGAUAUGGUGCUAGUUCACAUGGUAGACUCUGCAGCCCAAAGGGUGCUAAUAUCUUGGAGUCUUGGUUGGAUAUAGUUUGCUUUGCGGUGUUGUCUUGUUUCAUCAGUUUUUGUUUUUGCAUUUCUUGUGCCUCUUCUAGGGAUGGCAACGCUGCCUAUCGUUCUUGUGACUUGCACUCUCUGUGAAUUCAUUUGUUGUUGUUGAAAUUUGUAUGUGGUAAGGUUCUUGGAAAACUGAUAAGAAGUUUCUUUCUUACUUGAUCUGUCCCAACCUUUUCAGUUUAGUGCUACUGCUUCAUGUUUAUUUGAGGGUGUUUCUGUGGAUCAAUAAAUUGCUCACUCCUAUGUGUCAUGGAACUUGCUUAAUAGGGAAGAUGGAUCUUGAGACGGAAAACAGAAUAGCUGCUAUGCUUAUGAAAGAAGCAGCAGAAUUGCGGCGACAAGCAGAGAGGGAAGGUGUGCAUGUCUAUCUUCGAGAACGUAAAGAAAGGUUUCGGCCUAAUUCACGGUUUCUAACUGCUACUGUUCUUGGCGUGCAACAAGCAAAUCGGGCAGUGGAAGUGAAUGAGAUGUGGCGAGUCCGGCAGAAAGAAAUAGAGCUGGACGAAAGGAUCAAAGGCAGAUUGAGAGAUGGGAGCAGCAGUGACAGCAGUCUUAGGGAUAAUAACUUCACAAGCACAAAUAAGAGGCCUUCCAAAAGUGCUAACACUGCCAGUGCUUCAGGAUCAUCAAAUGAAAGAGGGUAUGAGAAUGGCUAUUCAAAGGAAGAUGAAGAGCUUGAGAAGUUUCUACACUCAAGGUCUGUGUGCGUGGUAAAACGUGGCAGAGGUGGUGUUGGGCCAAGAAUGGAUGAAACAGGUCCAUACCUUCCACAUCGUCCAGACUUUAGGGAAGAGGAGCUUUCAAGAAGCCCUGGCGUAGGGAAAGGCCGUGUCAUCUAUGGUCCUGAAAAGCCUUCUUCAUUAAAGUCAUACGAUUCUUCUGAAGAGGAGCUUCAUGAGCAAAAGCGAAAGAAGGCAAAGAAGGUUCACUCAGGGAGCUCUGACAAGCAGCACUCGAGGAAGCACAGAUCCAAAGAUAAGUCAGAAGAUAAGAAAAAGAAGAGGAAGGAGGAGAAAAGAAAUAAGCGUCACAAGUAAGGCUAUUUUAUAUUGUGCUGUGUUCUCCCAUAAAGGUCACAAUUUAGUGUAUCAUGUGUAUGUCAAUUUGAAUGGAAAUCCCUAUUUGUACAAAGUUGAUUUUUCACAAUAGAUUUUUACAAUAAUAUAAAUUUAAGGAAAGAAAAUAGAUUGAACACAUUUGGACUUCAA